CAUCGAUACAAAUAAUGCUACUCCUUUUGUUCCAUCUCUACUUAAAAUGCUUGUUUUGAAUUCUGUUUUAAAAUAUUAAUGGACUUGCGUAAAUUGUGUCGCCUCUGCUUUGUGGACAAUGCCCUGGUGGACAUCACGGAGCACAGGGCCAGCGCCUGUCCAGAACUAACAAUACUCCAGCUCCUGCAGGCCAUUUACGGCGAGAAACUAAUGCUCGAUGUGGUGGACAAGUUGCCAAUGAUUUGCAACGCCUGCCUGGAUGAGUGCCUUCAGCAGUAUGCCUUUUUCCGAAAACUCAGAACUGCAAACCAGCAGUUGCUGAAACUCUACCAUGAAGCACAGAAGGAACUGGAAUGUCCAGAACAGGAGGAAAAACCUAUUAUAGAGGAUGAAGAGACCCUACAAGACUUUGAUUCACAGGAUAUAAUAGUACUCGAACCAGAGGAGCAGAACAGGGAGUCGAGCCAGAAACCCUCACAUGGGUUGGCCAACCACGAUUCGUUGAUUGUGUCCGAAUUCCUGCCGUCCACAACCACCCAUCUUGUCGAGCUGGACUCCGACUAUUCCAGCCACCAGCUACAGGAGGCCCCCGCCUAUGAAAUGCGCACCGUGGACUAUGCCGCCGUGGAGCUCAAGCACUACAACCUAGACGAAUACAACGAGGCCAACCGGAUGCUCGACGUGGAGCCAAGUGGCAGCCAGGCGGUCUACAAGUGCCAGUAUUGCCCUUUGGCCUACGCCUCCCCCCAGUACCUGAAGACGCAUGUGCGCAGCUCGCACGUAUGCAAGUAUUGCACCAUGGCCUUUGCCAAGGUGCGUGAUCUCAAUGAACAUAUAAGGAGCAACCACUCCGACCAUCAGUGCGUCGUGUGCUGUAACAACUUUAGCACCAGUAGUAACCUGCGGGCUCAUCUGAAGAGGGUGCACGGUGUCCAACUCCCUGCCCAGGUGGCACUCUUGGACUACAGACCUGCUGCCGCGGACAAGGAUUCUCCUCGCCCUCAAUAAAAACAUAUCCAGAGACUAA
Molecule: messenger RNA, 1027 nt
Organism: Drosophila ananassae
Lineage: Eukaryota; Metazoa; Arthropoda; Insecta; Diptera; Drosophilidae
Product: zinc finger protein 236
Exons: 2
Coding region: 79-1008 (309 amino acids)
Biological process (GO): regulation of transcription by RNA polymerase II
Cellular component (GO): chromosome; nucleus
Molecular function (GO): chromatin insulator sequence binding; zinc ion binding
Source: RefSeq, a predicted model, not a curated record